CAAGUUUCUUCCCUUUGCGGUGCAAAGUCAUCGCGAUGAGGAUCAUGGAGAGAGCGACCGAGAUGGUGUUCAGUUUGAUUGACAGCAUACGGCAGCACCAGCUGGCCCACAGGACGGUGUGUUACCUCGUGAUAUCCCUCUGGUUCUUCCGGGCCAUCGACAACCACAACCUGUACUUCCUCAACACUUUCCCCGAGGGGCCAAGGAACAUCCUCACCCGCACCACCACCGCCAGUAGCCUGUGAGCCCCACCGCCCGUGACCCCCACAUGGGCGCUUCCAGCUCUCUGUUGUGCCGUUGCUGCUGCCAACAAGACACAACAGAGGGGCGCAUGUUGGAGGCGGGCAGAGUCUACGACGAGAACCAGAUUGUGGUGGGCGACUCGGAGAGGGGCGGCUCCGGCGACGCCAGCAGCAGCCGAUCGCGAGACAUCGACGUGGCCUCCCAACACACGCAGAGAAGAGACUGGUUCGCCGCCCCGUUCCACCAGUGCAUGAUGGCCGACUCGCCCAAAGCAUCGCAGCAGAGGAAAAGUAGGCAGGCCAGCCAGCCGUCAGACAGGCCGGGGAGGCCGUCCGUGAGAACCAGGCCGAGAGAAGAGUCGAGGGCAGAUGACGCCGCAUCGUCCGCACCACCCAGCGAAGAGUCGCAGCAGCCGCAGGCGGCCCCUUCUCUGCCUUCGAGGCUGAUGAAUCUGCGGAAGGAUGUGUCGAGUGCGUCUGUUGGGACCAAGAAGACGGCGAGUGGGAAGUUGUAUGCGAUGCGGGUCAAGUUGAAGGACGGCAACGAGUACACUGGAGAGGUCGACAAGAGAAACCGGCCACACGGGACGGGCAAACUCACAUACAAGGACGGGUGAGGAUGCGAACAGGGGCCAGUGGUUGCAUGUGGUAUUGCGUAUUGUGUCGUGUCUCCGUUUUCUGUUCGUUCAGGAGUGUGUACAGCGGUGAGUUCAAAGACGGCAAGAGGCACGGAUACGGCCUCAUAUUCUACAAUGACGGCACAAGGUGAAUAACAUCGCCAAUCUGACCUUUCUGUCGAAAUUGGUAUGUCUCUGUGCGUCUGUGUGUGUACUGUGUUGUCAGGUACACGGGUCAGUUUGUGGAUGACUACCGUGAGGGUGAGGGGCGCGAAGUCACACCUGACGACACCAUCUACGUCGGCACAUUCAGGUGGAUGAACGAUGGAAUAGUGAACGAGAGGAAGGCACCCAUUUGACUCAUGUACGUGUCUCCGUCUCUCCAUUACCUGGCAUACAGGGGCGGUUUGUGUGAGGGCCGCGGUGUCCUGACCACACGGGAAGGCCUCCAUUAUGAAGGCAAGCGCACGGUUGUUUUGGCUUCGCACGCUGCAUCCAUCAGUCCAUCCGUGGGUAUGUGUGUGCAGGUGACUUUGCUGACGGCGAUGCGAGCGGCUUCGGCCGCCUCACAUACCCCGACGGACGCACCUACGAGGGGGAGGUCAGCCCAGCCGCACACACGACACACCGAUGGAGACACAAUGAAUGAAUGAAUGAAUGAAUGCCGCACGCAGCACAGUCAUUUGUGUGUCCGUGUGUCUGUUCAGUUCCUGGCUGGCUGGAGUCACGGCAAGGGCAUCAUGACCUUCAAGAAUGGCGUUAAGUACGAGGGACAAAUCGUAGACGACAAACGAGAGGGAAAGGUAAGAUGAUGAGCAACCGCACACACGUACGGUGGAUCAUCGUGUAUGUGUGGGUUUCAUUCACUCAGGGUUUGAUGACUUGGCCCGACGGCAGCUCUUACUUCGGCUACUGGAAGGACGGCAAACAAGAGGGUAAACAGACAGAUGACACAGCAAAUGGACGUUUUUCAUAGGAAUCCAUUGCCGAGCUUUGUGUGUGUCUUUACGUAUUCAGGCAAGGGCGUGUGGACGUCGGCCGACAAGACCAAGAAAUACGGGCUAUUCAAAGAUGGAAAGGUCAGCAACCGCAUCCCCACACGCAUUGGAUUGAGAGAGAAAUGCGCGUGGAUUGAUUGGCUCGUUUGUUCAGCCUGUGCGUUGGAUGCGUCCGCCUCCGAAGGGCGGCAAGAGCAGACUGUCACCGGAGGCCGGCUCGCAGCGAAGCGACUCGGGCCUUCUCUCAUCAGGCUCAUUCCAACAAAUGCCAGACACCGUAAGUGUGCGAUGUGAGACAUGCAUCGGAUGCACAGACAGACAGACAGACAGACAGAGACACCCACUCAACACGCCUACAGGCUUCCAUUCUGUCUGCAGCAGGCGACCCCCUCUCCGCUUCACCAGUCCCCCCCGGCCAGCCGUCAGUCGAGUGUCCCCCAGCAGCCUGCAAGGAAGCUGCCCAAGCCGCCAGGCACCCCAUUCCCACCGCAGAGAGCCGGCGAGAAGAAAAAUGUCAUGAUCAGGGCGCCGGAGGACGCCAAGAAGGGGCAGAGACCGGCAGGGGGAGGGGGAGGGGCCAGGAGAUGAGAUUUUUGCUCUCCACGGGUCUUGAUGGCUGUGUGUAUGUGCCUGUGUACUGCGUAUCCGUGCCAUGCAUGUGUGUGUCGAUAGGCUCUCAUUGUGCGUGUUGCCGUCUGUCUUGGGGGGCUUACGCUUGUUCGCCAUCCGCCCUCUCCUGCUAUCGAACCACCUAUCGCACCUAUCUGCCUAGGGAUUCCGUACAUAGGUUUCCAUGGACAUAAGCCCGUUUGUAGCCUUUAGGCCACUCGCAUAUUGUAUCACGGUACGUGUGUUGCGCUGGAGGUACAUGUUGUGCAUGGGACAGACCUUUCCCUCCGUACGUGGCUUGAUAAACACCAUCUUAAAUCCAC
Messenger RNA from Vitrella brassicaformis, 2789 nucleotides. NCBI's taxonomy places the organism in Eukaryota, Vitrellaceae. The record is from the annotation of a GenBank genome assembly.